AUGGCUAAUGAAGAGAGAUUUGUAGUAUUAAUGCACUAUAGAGGGUCGAUUAAGAAAAAAACACGGUCAGGAAUUAAGUUCACUGAUAAGGAUCCCCUUAGUAUUUUUCUGAAACCUUCAACUAGUUUCAAUGAGUUCUUGAAUUCUAUAAUCCAAAAGUUGGGGUUACAAGGCGUGAAACGGGUUGAGAAGUUGCUUUAUGGAAUCCCGAUCUCAGUUUUACAGGAUGACGUGAAGUACAAUUCAUUAGUAAUAGGUAGUGAUGAGGAUUUGGAAGUUCUAUUUCAUUGUCGCCAGCAGUUUCCCGAGGUGAGGACGCCUGAGUUGUUGGCCAAGCUUGUGGAUGUGGUUUCCAGCUCAGGCGGUUCAAACCGGAACCCUCAAGCCGUUGCAACGGCCGCAUGUUCUACUUCGAGGCCAAGUGGUGCCUUGUCAUCGAUGCCUGUGAUUGCGCCUGAGGCAAUGUUGGUUGCAUCCCCAUCAUUCGCAGUGGAUCUAAACCGCAGUGGUGACGGAGCAGUUGGUAUUGUUGAUACGGCACCGGUUUCGUUGCAUGGGUUCGCACCGGAUGGUGUAGAUGAUGUAUUACGGGAUGAUGAUGAGGAUGACGAUAUGGAGCCAGACAUGAUUGCUGAUAAGAGUGGUGAAGAUAUAGUAGGGAGCAAUCCAGUUGGGAGUGCGGGAGGGUCUGGUUCUGGGACGCAGCAGUACCCCCCUCACUUUUUCACGUUGGACUUGGAUGCCAUGAGAUAG
Messenger RNA from Arachis ipaensis, 753 nucleotides. RefSeq lists its product as uncharacterized. Lineage: Eukaryota; Viridiplantae; Streptophyta; Magnoliopsida; Fabales; Fabaceae. The record is from RefSeq and is a predicted model, not a curated record.